AUGGAUGAGGGACCAAAAGGCCUCGGCAAGAAACCCCCGGCCCGAUGUCCCAUGUGUCUACGACCUGAGUAUCACACAAAUCACGACCUCAUCUGUGAGAACUGCCAUCAUGAUAAACUAGAAGCCCUAAGAAACUCGUGUGUGGAGACCGAGACUGCAAACAAGGAUUACCGAGACGACAUAAACCGGGUAUUUGACAUCAGUCAAAGCAUCAGAACCGCCACACCACCACAACUGGGCCUUUACUCCAAACAGUCGAUGUCAUCUAUCAAAGUGAUUUCAUUGCAAUUGCUCAAAAGAGACUUAAUUAACAAGUCAAUCAAGAUUAAUAACAUUAAUAAGUCCACCCUGUCUGUGCAACAAAAGGUCAUACAUCUCAACGAGCAAAUUGUCGAUAAAGAGCAAGAAACGAAGUUGCAAUUGCUGAGUUUCGUGGCUGCAAAUGACAAAAUGGUGCAAAGCUACCAGAACCAAAUCAGCAAGGUAAACCUAAUGAUCAUGGAGAUUCAAAGGGAAAAGAUUGUUCAGAUUGAAAAGCAGGCCAUACAAAUUGAAUACAAUCAUUUCAAUGUCUUGAAGGAGAUUGCAUUUGGAUCUAAACCAUCCACCACCUACAUCUCCAAAUUGAAGAGCCUGUCGGGUGUUCUACUAUUCAACCAGCCGGUCAUAAAUAUAAAUGAUUUUUUCCAACUUCACAACAAGCUCUUCCAGUUGAACGGCUUCUUUGAAAACCUAAUCCGACUACAGGUCCAUUUAGUGGAGAUAUUUGAUGGUGAGGUCUUGAAGUUGCCAUACAUUCAGGAACUCAAGUGCUAUUUACCAGAUACUGACUUCUAUGAUUUGGUGCAACAGAAGGAGAAUUUUAUGAUUAAUGGGGGUGAGCCAGAUCUGGAACCCGAUGGUAAGGAUGCGGUCCAGACUAUUGAUAUCAAUGACCUUCUGCCGGCAGAAUCUGAGAAGAUAGUCAAGUUGGGAAAUACCAUAAAACUCCCGCUUUCAUCGAAAACCAUCAACAACCAGUUACGAAGAGCUAGUAUGGCCAGAGCCCAAUCUCUCCUGGUACUGCCAGAAGCCCCUGCACCAGAGAAGGUAGAUUUCCAAUCCCCACCACUUUCCGAGAAAGCCAAGGAUAGAAGACCUCUGCUCAAAGCUCAUUUAUCUGGGAAAAAAGUAGUGAUUGUGCCCUACAAGAUACUCACCAAGCCUCUCACCAAGCUCACGUCCAAAGAAUACUUGAAGUUCUUGCUGAUUAUAGUAAAAAUCUUAGUGAACUUUAAAGUUGUUUUUGCAUUUACAAUUGACAUGAUUCCCAAGAACCAGGGAAUUUCACAUACACUUGCAAGUACCAUAAAUCAAAUUCGGAACGGCAUAUCUACAGACGAUAAAGAUCUAUCCUCUUAUAACUUUGAUAAGAUCAUUCAAAAGGUCAUCCUGCUAAACGAAUAUUUCGAGUACAAGUUGGCACUGCUACAACAUCGACAGACAACGCUGCCUAGUCAUCUAGAAUCAUUCACCACCCAUAGUACCAGCAACAGCAUCUUGCAAACCAAUGGACUUGGAAACAGCGUAGACAAUAAUUCCUCUGGUUCAAGUUCAAUUGCACAUUCUUCGGUAGCGUCAUUUGUGCAAAAUUCAGAAGAAUUGAGAGAAAUAAAGCAAUUGGCCAAUACCGGCUUCAAGAAUAACCAACUUGGGUUUAGGACCAUGUACAAAAAUCUAUUUAAGGAGUCUCGUGGCCAUACUUCUGUUCACAAGGAUGGAAAAGAGAUUUAUGGGACUUUCAGCGAAAGCAACACGUUAUCAUCCGAGGCAGCACCGGAGAUGCCUCACGUGACACAACGGGACCUUGACUCCGAGGCUGGCUUGAAGGAAAUAAUGCAAGAUGUGCACCAAUUGAUGGUGAGCGGGCUGAGCCGAAACCCUAAUCGGAGCAGUCCGAGGGACCAAACGCUGCCAUUGGGAGCUCAAACUCUCAAUAUGAUGGCCCAGUCCAAAGUAAAACUCGAUGAUUGGGACGUGGUAAGCAAAAUGUAUGAAUAGCAGGUAAAUACACCAUAAAUAGGAUAUACACUAUGGGAUGAGCAGCGUAUAAUUGGAACUGGAAUGC
Messenger RNA from Yamadazyma tenuis ATCC 10573, 2107 nucleotides. It is a transcript of the gene VMA2, whose product is annotated as H(+)-transporting V1 sector ATPase subunit B. Gene Ontology annotation, cellular component: proton-transporting V-type ATPase, V1 domain. The record is from RefSeq and is a predicted model, not a curated record. Gene Ontology annotation, molecular function: proton-transporting ATPase activity, rotational mechanism; ATP binding. Gene Ontology annotation, biological process: ATP metabolic process; vacuolar acidification; proton transmembrane transport. NCBI's taxonomy places the organism in Eukaryota, Fungi, Ascomycota, Pichiomycetes, Serinales, Debaryomycetaceae.